AUGGCGGCCGUGACUAUGCCCGCCGAGGCACCCGAGACCGCCGCGAAGGAUGCGAAACAGGCGCCCCCCGAGGAUAACAGCCCGGAAAAGACCGGCAGCGAAGAGGAUGAGGAUGAGGUCGCGCUCGUCGACGAGCACAUCCUUGAGGAGGAGCGCAAGCUGAAGCACGAGCACGAGGAGCGCGUCAAGGCUGAGGAGGCCAAGCACAAGGGGGAGAAGGUGGAUCUCGACGAGCAGAAGUACAAACAGCUCAACGAGCUGCUCGACCAAACCACCUUCUACAGUAAGUUCCUCGCAGAACAGAUGGUGGACGGCGAAGAUGGCGGAGACGAGCCCAAGAAGAAGAAGGCCAAGACCAAGGCUGCGUCCAAGGAGGACAUUAAGAGUGAGACGCAGAGGCUCCUGCCCAUGAUGCGCGCAGAGCUGAGGGAGUACCAGCUCAAGGGCGUCAAGUGGCUCAUCGCGCUCUACCAGAACGGCCUCAACGGCAUCCUCGCGGAUCAGAUGGGUCUGGGCAAGACCAUUCAGACCAUCGGUUUCCUGAGCCACCUGAGGAGCAAAGGCAUCCUGGGCCCUUACCUUGUGAUUGGGCCGCUUUCCACCCUGCCCAACUGGGUGAACGAGUUCAACAAGUUCUGCCCUGAAUUCCCUGUCGUUUUGUACCACGGCUCAAAGCAAGAGCGCGCAGAGAUCCGUAACCGCAGGCUGCCCCUGUCCACUACGAUCAAGGACACCUUCCCGGUGAUCGUCACGUCGUUUGAGAUCGUCAUGGCUGACCGCAAAUUUUUGCAGAAGUACAACUUCAAGUACCUGGUUGUCGAUGAGGGACACCGCCUGAAGAACUUCGAUUGCAAGCUCAUUCGCGAGCUGAAGACCAUCCCAACCGCGAAUAAGCUGCUAUUGACCGGAACGCCGCUGCAGAACUCCCUGCCGGAGCUUUGGUCGCUGCUGCACUUCCUCCUCCCGGAUGUCUUCUCCGACCUCACGCAGUUCCAGAACUGGUUCGACUUUUCGCAGCAGGACGACGCCGACGGCGACAAGGAGGCGAGCAAGCGCGUCAAGGUGGUCGAGAAGCUCCACGGCAUCCUGAAGCCGUUCUUGUUGCGCCGCCUGAAGGGCGACGUUGAGACCAACCUCCCGCGCAAGAAGGAGAUUGUCCUCUACGCGCACAUGGUGGAGACGCAGAAAAAGUUCAACGACGCGCUGGUGAACAAGACCAUCGCGGACGUGCUCAAGAAGAUCUCGGGCGACUCCGGUCUGGUUCCCGCCGGUUCCACGGCGCUCAACAACAUGCUGAUGCAGCUGCGUAAGAACUGCAACCACCCGGACCUCAUCUCGGGAGGUCUGGACGGGAGCAUCAUGUUCCCAUCCGCGGAUGAGCUGGUGGAGCAGUGCGGCAAGUUCCGCCUGCUGGACCGCCUGCUGACAAAGCUUCGGGAUAAGGGACACAAGACUCUCAUCUUCUCCCAGAUGACGAAGAUGCUCGACUUGAUCGAGUCCUACCUCGAGCAGAAGGGCCAGAAGGUUUGCCGCAUCGACGGGAGCGUGCAAUGGCAGGAGCGGAAGAAGCAGAUGGACGAGUUCAACACCAACCCCGAGUACGGCGUCUUCCUCCUCUCAACCCGCGCGGGUGGCCUCGGCAUCAACCUCACCGCCGCGGACACGGUCAUCAUCUACGACUCGGACUGGAACCCGCAUCAGGAUAUGCAGGCGAUGGACAGGUGUCACCGCAUCGGACAGACGAAGCCCGUGCACGUGCUGCGCCUGGCGACCGCGCACUCGGUGGAGGGGAAGAUGCUGUCGAGGGCGAACAGCAAGCUCGCGCUGGAGAAGCUCGUCAUCACCAAGGGCAACUUUCGCCAGGAGAUUGGCAAAGAGGCGGAAGACGGCGGCAAGCGCCCGAAGGCUUCCGGCGGGGGCGUCAGUACCGAUGAGCUCAUAGCCCUGCUCAAAGGGGACGUGUCGGAUUCCGACGGCCUGGCGCAGAGCGCGGAUAUCUCUGAGGCGGACCUAGAGAUGAUCAUGGACAGGCGGGACCUGCUGGGCCAAAAGAAACCCAACCAGCCCGUUGGGCCCGGUUGGGAGGAGGUGGAGGAUCGCAGCGGUAUGUCGCUGCUGGGGAACGUGAGCAAGGAUUAGAGGCGAACCACAGAUGGCGAGUGUAUAACUUCGCGAACAUGGCUCGCCUGCAGAAGCACCAUUCUUUCAAUAUGAUAACACGCGAAGUAUCU
This is a messenger RNA of Micromonas commoda, 2231 nucleotides long. Its product is annotated as SNF2 super family. NCBI's taxonomy places the organism in Eukaryota, Viridiplantae, Chlorophyta, Mamiellophyceae, Mamiellales, Mamiellaceae. Gene Ontology annotation, molecular function: DNA binding; ATP binding; ATP-dependent chromatin remodeler activity. The transcript has 2 exons. The coding region runs from base 1 to 2139 and encodes 712 amino acids. Gene Ontology annotation, cellular component: nucleus. The record is from RefSeq and is a predicted model, not a curated record.